UUGUGGAAGAAUAUUACUGUUCAGAGUAAUGCAUUACCAAACAAUACAGGAUGCUUCGUUCUCGAGUCCAUAUUCAAAUCCAGAUACAAAUGUUAAUACAUUUGCUGGAGUCUUUCCAUUUGAUCACCUACAGCGAGAAAGGUCUCAUCCGGCAAUGUUUGCGCAGGAUAAUGCGCAUGUGCAGAAUAUCCUUCACAGAAAUGAAAAUGUUGCGUUCGAUACCCCUCAGCACCGAGCCACAACGCACUAUCGUCGGCAGCAGUAUGUUGGCCAUUUUGUAAACAUACCGGACAUGCGCGAUUCUACCAACUGGAAAAAUCCUGCAGAAAGCAACUUGCUUUAUCUGGACCUGGACAAAAUGGGAAAAGCCAUGCCUAGUGGAAGAAGUCGCAGCUAUAUUGAUGCUUUGCCUGGUAGUUACACCGACCAGCAGUCUCAAAGCAGCAUUCAAAGCUCAGAGGUCGGAGUUCACGAUAAUCGUCGUUACUGUUUUGGCAAUAAUCGGUUCGCACCGACGUCACAGGAAAUGAGGCAACCAAGGCGUCUUAGAGAAGAUGAGGUUGUGACUUACACGCCAACGACAGUGUUUGGAAAGUUGGACAUGACCAGCUAUAGCGACCACGACUUAAGCAAAGACGUCAUUUGUGCAGUGUGUGGAGACAGCGCCAAGUGUCAGCACUAUGGCGUCAGGACAUGCGAGGGAUGCAAAGGCUUCUUUAAAAGAUCUGUCCAGAAGAAUUCGAAUUAUGUCUGUGUUGGCGACAAGAAAUGCUUGAUUGACAAGAGCAGACGAAACCGUUGCCAAAGCUGCAGAUUCCAAAAAUGCCUGACCGUGGGGAUGAGCAAAGAAGUCGUUAGAAGCGGGCAGUUGAAAGGCCGGAGAGGGAGGCUACCGUCCAAGACAAAGCAGUCCGUGUUUUACCUGCCCCUAGACCCUUCCAAUUAGGUCAUGUGUCAACAUUUCCUUAUUUAGGUCAUGUGCCAACAUCACCUCACUGUCCAAUUGGGUCAUGUGUCAAUAUCACCUUAUUUAGGUCAUGUGUCAACAUCACUUUAUUUCGGUCAUUUGUCAAUGUCAUCUCACUGUCAAGUUAGGUCAUGUUUCAAUAUCACCCUAUUUGGGUCAUGUGUCCACAUCACCUUAUUAAGGUCAUGUGUCAACAUAAUCUUAUUUUGUUUUGUUAAUAUGAUUGAUAUAACGAUUGCCUGUGUGGCAGUUGUCUAUUUCUAUUAUUUUGUUUUAUUAUCAUUGUUAUUUUGAUUUUAUGAAUAAUGCAUUUGUUGUUGU
Messenger RNA from Magallana angulata, 1288 nucleotides. RefSeq names its product retinoic acid receptor RXR-alpha-like. Lineage: Eukaryota; Metazoa; Mollusca; Bivalvia; Ostreida; Ostreidae. Gene Ontology annotation, molecular function: RNA polymerase II cis-regulatory region sequence-specific DNA binding; DNA-binding transcription factor activity, RNA polymerase II-specific; zinc ion binding. Gene Ontology annotation, biological process: cellular response to corticotropin-releasing hormone stimulus; regulation of transcription by RNA polymerase II. The coding region runs from base 29 to 946 and encodes 305 amino acids. The transcript is spliced from 5 exons. Gene Ontology annotation, cellular component: nucleus; transcription regulator complex. The record is from RefSeq and is a predicted model, not a curated record.